Penicilliopsis zonata CBS 506.65 is the source of this 1338-nucleotide messenger RNA. RefSeq lists its product as hypothetical. The transcript has 6 exons. The coding region runs from base 376 to 1224 and encodes 282 amino acids. Gene Ontology annotation, molecular function: oxidoreductase activity. NCBI's taxonomy places the organism in Eukaryota, Fungi, Ascomycota, Eurotiomycetes, Eurotiales, Aspergillaceae. The record is from RefSeq and is a predicted model, not a curated record.
GGUUUUCCCUCGAAAAGUCCUCAUUAUAUGUUUUGAUCAAUGUAAUUGAUAUUAUCAGAACUGCUGGGGGCGAUCGGUCGACUCUUCGCAGUGUUGUUGAGAGUCGAGACUAUUCCAGCGUCAUUUUGGACUCUAUUGAUCCAAAUAUGAUCCACAAUAACGACAGCCCAGGCACAUUUGUCUCCACUUCUUGACCAUAUUAUUAUUAAGCUAUCGGCGAAAUUAUGUGUUGCAGGCAGUCGGAAGUUGGCAUUGACUGGUUAUAUGCGGAGAGGGGUGGGGAGAUAAAAGGGAAGCCUUUUUAACGAGACCCGUACUUCUUCUCUUUCUCGCAUCAUAUCGUUUCUACUGCUUUUCGACUACCACGAUAUAGCCAUGGCCCCUGUUUCGAUUCAGACCACGUACAAGCUAAACUCGGGAUACGAGAUCCCAGUUGUUGGCUUUGGAGUUUAUCAAACGCCUACUGAUGUUGCCGAGAAGGUGACUUUGAAAGCCUUUGAAGUCGGAUAUCGUCAUGUCGAUUGCGCCAAGGUCUACGACAAUGAAACCGAAUGUGGUGAAGCUAUCCGUAAAUCAGGACUGGACCGGUCUCAGAUCUUUUAUACGACCAAGGUUCCUCGGCAAUCCCAGGGUUAUGAGACAGCCAAGGCGGCCAUUGAACAAAGCAUUGCGGCGGCGAAUGUUGGUUAUAUCGACCUGAUUCUGAUUCAUGCACCUCACGGUGGCAAGGAGGCUCGACUGGGCACCUGGCGCGCUCUUGUCGAGGCCCAAAAGGCCGGCAAAGUCCGUUCAAUCGGAGUUUCCAACUACGGCAUCCAACAUCUAGAGGAGCUGGAAGAGUACAUCAAAAGCGGCGGUGGCGGUGAGAUCUCUGUCGGCCAGUAUGAGAUCCACCCCUGGUGUGCCAGAGAGGAUAUUGCCGAGUGGCUCAAGCAGCGAAACGUCGUUGUCGAAGCAUACUCGCCUCUGGUCCAGGCGGAGCGUAUGAAGGAGCCUGUCCUUCAAACUCUGGCGCAGCGUUACAAAAAGACCCCAGCCCAGAUUUUGAUCAGAUGGAGUUUGCAAAAGGGAUACGUGCCUCUCCCCAAAUCUGUGACGGAAUCCCGCAUAGUUGAGAACUCGCAAGUCUUCGACUUUGAAAUUUCAGAGGAGGAUAUGGCCAGUCUGAAUACCGGCGUGUACGCACCCGUCUGUUGGGAUCCGGUCAGGGAGGUGAAGAUUUAGAUGGGCGUUUCGUAAUUCCAACCUCGAUGCUACAAAAAGCUCAGUACUUUCAAGGCAGUUUCACGCACUUAUAAGAUAUAACAUUCUCUUAUCAAUAAAGAAAAUUAAUUUACC